ACAUCAGGAUCUUAACGAAAUAUCCUUACGAACACUGACUUAAAAUAUGCUUACAUAGCUUUAGACGGUGUUUUACAAACCCUGACUUAAAAUAUAAUUUAACACUAAUAAAAUUCACGUAUUUUGAUAUGAACCCCGACUUAAAAUAUGCUUACAUAGCUUUAGACGGUGUUUACUAACCCCUUACUUAAAAUAUAACUAAAGGGAUCAAUCCGUGUGCUUCUUCUAGAUUUAUUGCUGAUCAUUGAUUAAAAAUAGAUCCAAUGGCCAACAUCAACCUCCUGCUCAAACAAACACACAUCCCCUUAUACAUUUUCCUUCCUAAAACACAAACCCAUUUCAACCUUCACCUUCCUUCAUUAAACUCCAACAGGUGUGAGUAUGAUCGUGCUCCAAGGUUUGAGGCAUCUUCGUCACCGUCAUCAGCGAGCAUCUUCGUCACCGUCAUCAUCGCUGAAGCUUCAGCCGCCAACCGCCACCAUCGACCUCCGGCACUACACCGUACCGCCACCGUCAAGCUCCACCGGACCACCACUGCCACCGUCAAGCUCCGGCGAGUUAAUCGUGUUUUGUUGAAUUUGUAGAAAUCAUGUAAACAGAUUUUAAUGAAAAUUAUUCACGUUUUGUUGGAUUAUUGACUUCAACUUGGUUAAUAACAAAAUAUCAUGCGAAUUCAACUUGUAGUGAUGUUUUGAUAUGAGAUUUGAAUGAAAGUUAGGUAAUCUUCAAAUUA
Molecule: messenger RNA, 733 nt
Organism: Helianthus annuus (common sunflower)
Lineage: Eukaryota; Viridiplantae; Streptophyta; Magnoliopsida; Asterales; Asteraceae
Exons: 2
Coding region: 264-584 (106 amino acids)
Source: RefSeq, a predicted model, not a curated record